CUGGAGUUAGCCAAUGAGGCACCAGCCCAAGUUUUCUCCCCAGAGGGGGACAGGUCCUGCCAGGUUCUUCUGAAUGUCGAGUCUACAGUGUCCGGGGAUUCUCUGCUCUGUGCUACCAGGGCUUGGUGAAGGUGUGCUGGCUGGUCUGACUGUCCCUUGUGGAUGCGAAUUUGAGAUCCAGAAGUCUCCCCAUGGCUUCUUAUCACAUCCGCCAGUACCAGGAGAGGGACCACAAACAGGUCCUGGACUUGUUCUCUAGGGGCAUGGAGGAGCACAUCCCCGCCUCCUUCCACCAUGCAUUGAUGCUGCCCCGAACCCUCCUGGUUUUACUUGGGGUACCCAUUGCCCUGGUCCUAGUGUAUGGUUCCUGGCUGCUGGCCAUUAUGUGUGGCUUCCUUCUGCUUCUAUUACUGUGGCUCCUUGCCAGACAGCCCUUGAAGAAGUUUGUGGCCAUGUGUUUACACACAGACCUGGCUGACAUCACCAAGUCCUACCUGAGGGAGCUUGGUUCCUGCUUCUUGGUGGCUGAGACUGAGGACCAGGUUGUGGGCAUGGCGGCUGCUCGGCCAGUCAAGGACCCCUCAUUAAACAGGAAGCAGCUGCAGCUCUUCCACCUGUCUGUGUCCUCACAGCAUCGAGGACAGGGAAUUGGGAAAGCGCUGAUCAGAACUGUCCUCCAGUUUGCACGGGACCAGGGCUACAGUGACGUUGUUCUUCGUACCACUGUGCUGAUGCAUGAUGCCGUGGCCCUCUACAAGGGCAUGGGUUUCCAGAAGACAGGCAAGUCCUUCUUCAACCCAAUAGCAAAGCUACUGACUGUCCCUUCAAUUCAUUUCAGGCUCCCACUCCCUUUGGCUCAGAAACAUGAGCUAUGAUCUUAUUUCCCCAUGCAUCUGUCAGCCUUCAGCUCACUGUGUUAUCACAAGCGAACCCCAAUGUUGCAGUGGACCAUAAAGGCUUAUUUGUCAUGGUCA
Peromyscus maniculatus bairdii (prairie deer mouse) is the source of this 974-nucleotide messenger RNA. The record is from RefSeq and is a predicted model, not a curated record. NCBI's taxonomy places the organism in Eukaryota, Metazoa, Chordata, Mammalia, Rodentia, Cricetidae.